Piliocolobus tephrosceles (Ugandan red Colobus) is the source of this 4697-nucleotide messenger RNA. RefSeq names its product solute carrier family 43 member 3 (gene SLC43A3). Lineage: Eukaryota; Metazoa; Chordata; Mammalia; Primates; Cercopithecidae. Bases 2352 to 3827 code for a protein of 491 amino acids. The transcript has 14 exons. The record is from RefSeq and is a predicted model, not a curated record.
AGACGCUUUCUCAAAAAAACAAAACAAAACAAAACAAAAGCAUUCGCUGCAUUCAGAGCAUCAGGUUUCUAUCCCAGUCCUGGCACUGCUACCUGGUGAUGUUGGGGGAGCUGCUUCAUCCCUCUGGGCUCAGUUGGCCCAGAUAAUAGAUGCUAAUAACAACGCCUAUCGUGAGAUUCAGUGACAGAUUAAGCAAAAAGCGCUUCGAAUCAGAUACAUAGUCAGCGCCCAGUGCACUGCAGGUAUUACUGAUAUUUCUUCUUUUUCUUCUCGGGGUGGGACGCGCCUGCACGUUGACACACUGUUCCCCAGCCUGCUCCUCAGAGUUGCAGGUUUAGAUAUUGUCAGUGCACUGAGGCAUUCCUUUCUGGCAAAGUCUAUCGGGAAGUCCAGUUACCAGUAAACGGUUGCUUGAUGAACAUGGAAGUGGAGCUGGGGCUUGGGAGGGUGAGUAGCAGGAGCCUCACACGGCCUGGUGUGGUGGGGCCUCGGGCUCCUCUUUCUGUUAGGCCUGGCCCAGCGCUUCCAGUGUCUGGUCUGGUGGAGGAGCUGUUUUCUGCAUGAUGAAAGGGAGGCUGAUCCAGGUACAACCUCUGCUGCCUCUCGCAUCCACUGAAGCUGAGCUGGCUGCUCUGAGGGGCCAGAGUGGCCCCUCCCUCCAGUGCCUCUUUGGGUGUCCUUUCAGAUUCUCUCUGUUAAACAGAAAGGUCUCCCCAGAGCAAGGAGGCCUCAUUUUGGCUGUGUAGUAGUUCCCCCACCCUCCUGAGAACUGCUUUGAACACACUAGGAGAUACCCUGAAGAGUGCAGCUCUAAGGCUCCAUCCCCUUCCUGUCUACUCUGGCUCAGGAGCAGACCUCCCACAGCUUACAGGACAAUCCAAGCCCCUGCCUUAAGCCCAAACAGUCUUGGGGGGUUGCACUUGGGGGAUAACGUUUGGGUGUUAUCUAGAGAUCGGUUCUCUAGGGUGGGGCUUCUUAAGCAAGGUAAACUGAGCUCACCCAUUACUUAGUGGAUUUUUUUUACUCCUAAUUUCUUUCUUUUUUGGGUUAGGAACACUUUAAAAUUCUCCCUAAAUGUAACUUUAUUUCCUCUUUGUUUUCCGGUAAGUCAAUCAUAUUUGUUAACAACAGUAGCUGCUAUUUAUUAAUAGUGUACUAAUUGGGCAGUUUUCAUACAUUAUCUUUAAUCCAUACAACUCAAUUCCAGUUUUACAGAUGAGGAGACGGAAGCUCGGAGAUACCAGUCAUCGGCUUGAUAGCAGUGUGCUUGUAUUAUUUUUGGCACUGCCUCAAGAGGAUGAGAAUUUUCUCUGUAGGUGAAAUGAUGUUUGCAUUUACCUUUUGCUUUCUGACUUCCAAAACAGGCUCUAGAAAUCCCUUUCAAGACCGUAGGUGAGAAAACUGAACAUUUUAAUUUGCAUGAGCCCAUUGUGAAAGGAAAGCUGAUGUUUGUUUGUUUAUGUGUUUGGCAUAUGGGAAAUCAAAGCCCUUUAUGUGAAUGGGGCUCAGAGUUUAUCUGCAUAUAUAAAUUUAGAAAAUGAUGUCAGAGGGUAGGAGAGAAUAUCUGGACUCUGCCCAGGGAGUGGCAACUGCCCUCUCUGAGGUUGUUCAGAGGAAGCUUGAAGAGAGAGGUCCGUGGAGAGGUGGGGGCUGCAUUGGAAGGUGGUGCUCUUGAGGACUAGAGGAUACUAGCCAUUGCUUGUGCCAGGGGAAUGAUGGAGUGCAGCUCACUUAUACUGCCCUGUUUGGCAAACCCUCUUUCCCUGACCUCAACAUAUCCAUCUUCCCACUCUGUCCAUAAAAGCAUCCAUAGGGUGGAUCCUGGGUAUCCAGAUCUGCUGAUGAUGGGAAGGAGAACCACCUCCUGCAUUGGUACUUUGGUAGCAGGAUGCAAGAGACCCUGUUCUAUGCUCCCUCUUCCCCUGAAAGCAAUGUCCCAUGGCUGGCGUCCCCAGACCCUGGACUGGUCCUUACUAGCCAGUUGACUGGACCUCAGAAGGAUUUUGAGCAGUUACGUGAAGUCAUCCAGUGGCAACCAUGGAAAUAAACUCUUGCAGCAGAAUGGCGAUGGCUUGGAAGCAGAUGAUGCCUGCGUGAGAGAUGUGGACGGUAUUCAGAAUUCGAGCGCAGGAGCCUCCGCUUCUCCACCUGCUGCCGGGGAGCUAUUGGGAUCUAGAGAAUCACUCGCUGAUGGUUUCUGCCCAGGCUUGAAACAGAACCAGAGAGCUACGGGAAGGGAAGGGCUUGGCUUGCCAGAGGAAUUUUCCAAGUGCUCAAACGCCAGGCUUACAGCGCCUGUGAUCCGUCCAGGAGGACAAAGUGGGAUUUGAAGAUCCCCUCCACCUCUGCUCAUGGCGGGCCAGGGCCUGCUCCUGCACGUGGCCACACUGCUGACGGGGCUGCUGGAAUGCCUGGGCUUUGCUGGUGUCCUCUUUGGCUGGCCUUCACUAGUGUUCGUCUUCAAGAAUGAGGAUUACUUUAAGGACCUGUGUGGACAAGAUGCUGGGCCGAUUGGCAAUGCCACAGGGCAGGCCGACUGCAAAGCCCAGGAUGAGAGGUUCUCACUCAUCUUCACCCUGGGGUCCUUCAUGAACAACUUCAUGACAUUCCCCAGUGGCUACAUCUUCGACCGGUUCAAGACCACCGUGGCACGCCUCAUAGCCAUAUUUUUCUACACCACUGCCACACUCAUCAUAGCCUUCACCUCUGCAGGCUCAGCUGUGCUGCUCUUCCUGGCCAUGCCAAUGCUCACCAUUGGGGGAAUCCUGUUUCUCAUCACCAACCUGCAGAUCGGGAACCUAUUUGGCCAACACCGUUCGACCAUCAUCACUCUCUACAAUGGAGCAUUUGACUCUUCCUCAGCAGUCUUCCUUAUUAUUAAGCUUCUUUAUGAAAAGGGCAUCAGCCUCAGGGCCUCCUUCAUCUUCCUCUCUGUCUGCAGUACCUGGCAUGUAGCACGCACUUUCCUCCUGAUGCCCCGGGGGCACAUCCCAUAUCCACUGCCCCCCAACUACAGCUACGGCCUGUGCUCUGGGAAUGGUACCACGAAGGAAGAGAAGGAAACAGCUGAGCAUGAAAACAGGGAGCUACAGUCAAAGGAGGUCCUUUCAGCAAAGGAAGAGACCCCAGGGAAAGGGCAGAAGCAGGAACCCCGCUCCUUCUGGAGCUACGCUUUGUCUCGGCGCUUUGCCUGGCACCUGGUGUGGCUGUCUGUGAUACAGUUGUGGCACUACCUCUUCAUUGGCACUCUCAACUCCUUGCUGACCAACAUGGCCGGUGGGGACAUGGCACGAGUCAGCACCUACACAAAUGCCUUUGCCUUCACUCAGUUCGGAGUGCUGUGUGCCCCCUGGAAUGGCCUGCUCAUGGACCGGCUUAAACAGAAGUACCAGAAGGAAGCAAGAAAGACAGGUUCCUCCACCUUGGCGGUGGCUCUCUGCUCGACGGUGCCUUCGCUGGCCCUGACAUCCCUGCUGUGCCUGGGCUUCGCCCUCUGUGCCUCAGUCCCCGUCCUCCCUCUCCAGUAUCUCACCUUCGUUCUGCAAGUGAUCAGCCGCUCCUUCCUCUAUGGGAGCAACGCGGCCUUCCUCACUAUUGCUUUCCCUUCGGAGCACUUUGGCAAGCUCUUUGGGCUGGUGAUGGCCUUGUCGGCUGUGGUGUCUCUGCUCCAGUUCCCCAUCUUCACCCUCAUCAAAGGCCCCCUUCAGAAUGACCCAUUUUACGUAAAUGUGAUGUUCAUGCUUGCCAUUCUUCUGACAUUCGUCCACCCCUUUCUGGUACACCGGGAAUGCCACACUUGGAAAGAAACUCCCUCUGCAAUUGCAUAGUUCAGAAGCCCUCACUUUUCAGCCCUGAGGAUGGUUUUGUUCAUCUUUCUCCACCUUUGAGGACCUCGUGUCCCAAAAGACUGCCUAGCCCAGCAAACACACACACACACACACACACACACACACACACACACACACACACACGCAAAGACAUAUUUAACUGUUAACAAGGAUGUUUGAGCAGCAAGAAAAGAAUCUCGGUUGCCAAGCAGAUUGGUAUCGCACAGACUCAAAGCAGACAUGUGGAACUUCUUUAUUUCAAAACAGGAGUGUCUCCUUGCACUUAGCCUUGGCAGACCCUUGACUCCAGGGGAGAUGACAUGGGGGAGGAAGUGUGUCACCUACUUCUUUAUGCCUGUUUGGCUCUGAAGCCUAUGUGUGCCUGGAUCCUCCGCCACGGGUUAAAUGUUCAGGUGAAGAGUGAGGUUGUCACGGCCUCAGCUAUACUUCCCAGCUCUCCCUCAAGAGUGCAGCCUUGGCUAGAGAACUCACAGCUCUGGGAAAAAGAGGAGCAGACAGGGUUCCCUGGGCCCAGUCUCAGCCCAGCCACUGAUGCUGGAUGACCUUGGCCUGACCCUGGUCUGGUCUCAGAAUCACUUUUCCCAUCUGUAAAAUUGAGAUGAGUUUUGGUGUUGAAGGUUCUUCCUGGAGCAGAUGUCCUAGAAGGUUUUAGGGACAGUGACAGAGUCAGGCCACUGCAAGGGCCAUGGGAGCCAGCUGACCUGCUUGACCGAAGGAUUUCUGACAAACUAUCUUUGGGAAUGUUUUCCUCUUCAAGAAGGGAUAUAAGUUAUUUACUUUGGGCAUUUAAAAGAAAAUUUCUCUGGGGAAUAAUUUUAUAGAAAAAUAAAGCUUCUGUGUCUAAGGCAA